This is a messenger RNA of Symphalangus syndactylus (siamang), 3021 nucleotides long. Its product is annotated as vomeronasal type-1 receptor 5-like. Gene Ontology annotation, cellular component: membrane. Lineage: Eukaryota; Metazoa; Chordata; Mammalia; Primates; Hylobatidae. Gene Ontology annotation, molecular function: pheromone receptor activity. The record is from RefSeq and is a predicted model, not a curated record. Gene Ontology annotation, biological process: G protein-coupled receptor signaling pathway.
AUAACAUUAAUAUUCUAUUGAUGCAACUUGUUAAUUAAGAAAUAUAAAUAAAAUAAUGUAAAAAAUAUACACACACACAAGCACAUGUGUACACACACACGAGGGGUAAAUGGCUAAGUAUUUUAAUUUUACUUAGAUGUGCUCAUCCCUGUAAUCCUAGCACUUUGGGAGACUGAGGCAGGAGGAUCACUUGAGCUCAGGAGUUUGAGACCAGCCUGGGUAACAUAGUGAGACCUCAUCUCUACUUAAAAAAAAAAGCUAAUAAUAAAUAAAUAAAAUAAGAAUAAAGAAUUACAUGAUUGAGUUGAAUCUUGGAUGGUGAGAAAUAAAUGAUUCAGAUUUAAGCUAUAGGCCAGGUGCAGUGGCUCACACCUGUAAUCCCAGCACUUUGGGAGGCCGAGGCAGGUGGAUCACCUGAGGUCAGGCGUUCAAGAUCAGCCUGGCCAACAUGGUGAAACUCCAUCUCUACUAAAAAUACAAAAUUACCCGAGUGUGGCAGCACAUGCUUGUAAUCCCAGCUACUCAGAAGGCUGAGGCCAGAGGAUCACUUGAACCCUGGAGGCAGAGGUUACAGUGAGCUGAGCUUGCACCACUGCACUCCAGCCUGGGUGACAAAGACUCCGUCUCAAAAAUAAAAUAAAAUAAAGAUUUAAUCUAUAUUUGUAGUUUAGAAACUAAUGAUUCCAGAUCAUAGAGAUUGUUGAAAUUGGUUAUUAUUGAGAACAUGGCAGAAAUUAUGCUAUUCUCAUCAGAUCUCUUGCUUUUCUCCACAGAUAUCCUUUGCUUUAAUUUUCCUUCUAAGAUGAUCAAACUUCCUGGUUUUAUUACCAUACAAAUCUUUUAUCCACAAGCCAGCUUUGGAAUUUCAGCAAACACCAUCCUUCUUCUUUUCCACAUCUUCACCUUUGUUUUCAGUCACAGGUCUAAGUCCAUUGACAUGAUAAUUAGUCACCUGUCCCUCAUCCACAUACUGCUGCUCAUCACCCAGGCAAUAUUGGUGUCCUCAGACUUUUUUGGUUCACAGAAUACUCAGGAUGAUCUUAGGUGUAAGGUCAUUGUCUUUUUAAACAAGGUGAUGAGGGGCCUCUCCAUCUGCACCACCUGCCUCCUGAGUGUGCUCCAGACCAUCAUCAGCCCCAGCAUCUCCUCCUUGGCAAAGCUCAGACAUCCUUCUGCAAGUCACAUCUUAGGAUUCUUCCUCUUCUCACGAGUCCUCAACAUACUCAUUGGUAGUAAUCUUCUGCUGUACACUGUGGCUACCCCCAGUGAAACGGGGCCAGUCCUGUUUGUCAUGCAGCACUGUUCCUUUUUGCCCAUGAGCUACACCCACAGGAGACUGUUUUUCACACUAAUGACUUUGAGGGAUGUCACCUUUAUAGGGUUCAUGGUCCUCUCAAGAGGCUACAUGGUGAUUAUUUUAUACAGACAUAAGAGGCUAUCUCAGUGCCUUCACACAGCCAGCCUGUCCCCCAAAGUCUCACCAGUGAAAAGAGCCUCCCAGACUAUCUUACUGCUUGUGAGUUGUUUUGUCUUCAUAGAUUGGGUGGACUUUAUGUUCUCAUUUUCAAGGGGUGUGACAUGGAUAAAUGAUUCUCUGCUAGUGUGGUUCCAGGUUAUUGUGGCCAAUAGCUAUGCCACAAUUAGUCUUUUGAUGCUAAUUUAUGCUGAUAAGCAAAUAUUCAAGACUCUGCAAAUGUUAUGGUUUAAAUAUUUGUCUCCUCCAAAACUCAAGUUGAAAUUUAAUCGCCAAUGUGGCAGUACUAAGAAGUGAUGAGAGGUUAAUCCAUUCAUGAACUCAUGAAUUAAUGGAGUAUCAUGAGAAUGGGUCUGGUGGCUUUAGAAGAAGAGGAAGAGAGACCAUUCAGCCUCCUUGGCAUAUGAUGCCCUCUGCUGCCUCAGGACACUACAGAGUUCCCACCAGCAAGAAGGCUCUGAUCAUCUGGUGAGAUAUUGGACCUUCCAUAACUGUAAUAAGCAAAUUCCUUUUCAUUAGAAGUUGCCCAGUUUCAGGCAUUGUGUUAUAAGCAGCAGUAAAUGGACUAAGAUGGAAAGUUGUCAGAAAAUAAGAAUAAAUGUUUAAAAAGAAGUGAUGAAAAUUAAGACUUAAAAAUGAAAUUGGCCAUCACCUAGGAUUUUUAAAUGUCACAUGAUAUUUUGUCUCUGUGUAAAUUUUUAACGGGUAUUACUAAUCUCUGUUGCAUCUGAUUUAGAAACUUUUAUAAUAUGGCAGAAAAGUACUUGUAAUAAUUGAUCACAUUUUAUACGUCAAUCAUAUAUGUCCAUAGGCUUUUUUUUUUUUUUUUUUUUGAGAUGGAGUUUCGCUCUUCUUGCCCAGGCUGGAGUGCAAUGGCAUGAUUUCGGCUCACUGCAACCUCUGCCUUCAAGCGGAGGAUCUGUUGGUUUUGAGUUAUAUUUACCCAGCAUAGUCAAGGAAAACCUAAACAAAGACAUUAAUUUGAAAAUGCCCCAGCUGUAGGGCAUGGGGCUUUUGGAAGAAGCAAAUACAAAUUUUCUUUUUUUUUGAGAUAGGGGUCUCUCUAUGUUGCCCAGGUUAGUGUUAAACUCCUGGGCUCAAGCAAUCUUUUCACCUUAGCCUCCCAAGGAGGUCCAGGUUCAAGCGAUUCUCCUGCCUCAGCCUCUGGAGUAGCUGGAAUUACAGGCGCCUGCCACCAUGCCUAGCUAAUUUUUUGUAUUUUUAGUAGAGACGAGGUUUCAUCAUGUUGGCCAGGCUGGUCUCCAACUCCUGAUCUCAGACGAUCCACCCGCCUUGGCCUCCCAAAGUGCAGGGCUUAUAGGCGUGAGCCACCAUGCCCGGCCUUCCAUAGGCCUUUUAUUUCUUGUGUUCUAUUCUUUUUUUUCACAUCUCAAGCCAGAUUUCUGGCAUCAUUUUCUUUUUUCCUGAAUUAUAUUAUUUGAAAAUUGUUUUAUUGAAGAUCAGUUUAGGUGGACUGUUGCCAUAUGAUCUGAAAUGUCUUUCAUUCUCCUUUUUGUAAGAGUUAAAGUAUACAGUUUUAUGUUGAC